Messenger RNA from Arabidopsis lyrata subsp. lyrata, 784 nucleotides. RefSeq names its product AIG2-like protein B. The transcript has 5 exons. Lineage: Eukaryota; Viridiplantae; Streptophyta; Magnoliopsida; Brassicales; Brassicaceae. Bases 52 to 570 code for a protein of 172 amino acids. The record is from RefSeq and is a predicted model, not a curated record.
AACUUAACCAAUAAAAAAAAAAAACAGAGUAAAAAGAUUGAAAAAAAAAAAAUGAGUAGCUCCGAUUCUCCUCAGCUUCACAAUAUCUUCGUCUAUGGUAGCUUUCAAGAGCCUGACGUCAUCCAUGUCAUGCUUGAUCGUAUUCCUGAGAUCGUCUCUGCAACACUUCCUGGCUUUCAGAGGUUUAGGCUUAAAGGACGUUUGUAUCCAUGUAUUAUUCCCUCUGAGAAUGGAGAAGUUCAUGGAAAGGUACUAAUGGGAUUAACGAAUGAUGAACUUGAGAAUGUAGAUUGGGUUGAAGGAAACGAAUAUGAAAGAGUGACUGUUGAAGUUGUAAGAAAAGACAAUUCUGAGAAGAUGACAGUGGAAACAUAUCCAUGGAUUAACAAGAAUGAUCCUGAUAUUGGUGGAGAAUGGGAUUUCGAGGAAUGGAAACGAUUGCACAUGAAGAAAUUCAUAGAGGCUUUUACGGAGAUUAUGGAGAGGAAGAGGAAUCCACUGGGAAAGGGAAGAGAUGAUUUCAGCCAUGUCCUAAAAGAAGAUGAUUCCGGGAAUGCUCCAUCGUCUUGAAUGGAUUUGUGUUUAGUAUGUUCUAUAUAUCACCUUUGGGUCUAAACUCCGAAUUAAAUAAAAAAGCUGGAGAGUCUAGCUAGGUAUUGUGGAGACUAAUGACAAGAAUGGUUUUGUCAUGUUGUAUUGUAAGAUUUGAGUUAUAAUGUGGAUUGUAUUAUUGUGUAUUAAGUCAUCAAGAGAUUUUUAUUUAAGUCUUGAAGAUAUUUUGGCA